UUGAUCCUACCUCUCCUCCAACCGGCUCCCCGACCCUUUCUCAGAGAAGCUCACCCCCCCAUUGCUUUCAGUAUAGAUAACUCUCAUCGUGAAUGUUCUAUAAUCACAGCAUGCCAUGAACGGCACUCCCCGACUUCGGUCUGCUUUCCCGCAGACACCACAAACUCCCCCGAAAAUAAGAGAGCUCGGUUUUCCUACAUCAAAGACCAAAUCUCGCGAUGCGGGAACACACAAACCGCCCCUUAGGACGUCUGCAGCCCCUCGCGAUGCGAACUUGCCCCUCAUACCGGUUGAAGUGAUAGACGCCCCCUCACAGCGACUUUAUAUGGCCGCUUUCUAUGUUGCGUUGAAUGCUUUGCGGGUAUACGAAUCUUGGACGGCGUCUGAUGAUCUAGACUCGACCUGGCUAUUCCUGAAAUGGGCGGCCGUGGAUGGUGUUUUUCUCUUCGGUCUUCAGGCGUUGCGAAUUCCGUGGCUAGAAUGGGCCUUUCCCACGACACUCGCCAUUUUCCUUAUCCAUGUCGUGGGCAACAUGUUUCUCAUGUUCAGGAUUCCCGUUCCGGUUGGGGUAUGGAUCUCAGGAAUGGUUAAAUUGGCAUAUGAUAGAGAAUUGUCUAUCUCCGAGCGGAGUGUAAAGCCAGGAGAUAUCAUUCACAAUGCAUCUCUCAUCUUAGGCAAACAGAUCGUUCAUAUAUUACCCGAAGGGUCGGCCAUUUUGAACCCAGAUCACGUACCUCUCUGCAUAGACUCACAGAAUAGUGCUCUCAACCUACCCAUCCGGGUCAAUCAGACAGAUCCCAUUUUGAUUGAGCUGUUACGCCUGGACUUUGACUCGGGCGACAAUGAAACGAUCUCGCUAUCAUCCAAGCAGCUGAAACAGCUUAAGCGGCAGGCCGAUAAGAAGCUUCAAAGUCCCAGAGCAAGUCUUCAUCGUGACCUUCUCUUCCCCAUUCGACGACCGGGAAUAUAUCGUCUGCAGAGGGUAGUAGACGAGUCCAACCUGGACGUCCAUGUACGGUCGUCUGACGCUCUCGUCGUCUCUUGCCCUCGUGCCUUGAUUAAAAAUUCUCACGCCCAUAAGUGCCGGGGGGAGCUAUCGAACUUAAUACUAGCGGUCGAAGGCACGCCACCUUUGAAGAUCAAAUAUAGCCGACAGGUCAACCAUCUUGACCGAGGCUUUUCUUUCCAAAAUAUUCAACCGGAUAAUCUGCGUUCGCCGUUGCUGGGGCAGAGAAACUCGGGCAUUCUAUUCAACACCAAAGAGCCCGAGGUCCUCUGGGCUCAAAGCCAAGUAAUUGAAGUUCCUCUAAACGAAUCUUUGAAUACCGGCGGAGAAUGGUUGUAUAUCAUUGAAGAAGUUCAUGACGGCACCGGAAACGUUGCAAAUUAUUCAGCGCUCCUGGAUGGAUUUGAUCGAUCAUCAACAAAGUCGUUAUCUCAGUGGCAUCGAUUUUCUGUACACGAAAGACCUCGAAUGUCUCUGUCUGGCUGCAAUGACCAGAGCUUUCUGGAAGUCGCACGUGGCGACAGCAUUGACCUACCAAUAAAUUACCACCCAUCCGGGCAAGGGUAUGCUAAUGACGGGCCGUUUUCCCUGGUGUACUCUUUCAGUGGCAACGAGCAAGCAGUCAUAAGUGAGCUGCCCAACAAAGUGCGACAGCUGUCCCUCAAGGACCUUGAUCAGAAACCCCAAAUAAGAGAUCCGGGAUGGUACAGCCUUAAUUCGAUAUCUAGCCAAUUCUGUUCUGGGGAAGUCCUGGAACCAUCAUCUUGUUAUCUGCGCAAUCCCCCAGAACCAGAGCUUGCUAUCAGAUACGAGAAAGUUUUCGACAAAUGUGCGAAUAAUCCCGUUGGUUUACUCGUCGAUCUGGACCUUACUGGAUCGCCACCCUUUCGAGUCCGAUAUGUUAUUGAACAUUCGAAAGGUGUCGAAACCAGAUCCCAAACCAUCGAUGGGCUACGUGCUCAGCUAGACUUAACGCCAUCAGAGGCAGGCUCUUACCGUUAUCGAUUCCUGGAUAUUGCGGAUACCGUAUAUGGCCCACGAUCCCUCAAAGACAAAGCACCUAUUCUCGAACAGGACGUGAGACCCCCCGCCUCCGCUCAUUUCCUUGGGUCCAAAGAUGUACGCAAGGCUUGUUUUGGUGAGCCCGUCUCCCUGGAUGUAGCAUUUCUAGGCGAAUCGCCGUGGACUCUACAAUACGAACUUGUCCAUAAUGGCAAGAAGGCAAAGUAUACACUACAGUCCGACAGCGAAAUAUCUACUAUUGUGACUGAGAAGCUCGUUGGUGGUGGCGAGUAUACCAUUGUACUCACCAGUGUUAAAGACCGCUCGAAUUGCAAGCGAACUCUCAAAGAUAGUAUCAAAAUCGAUGCUCGCUCAAAACCUCCCCACGUGUCCUUUGGCCAAAUCGAGAAGAGCAGGAAAUAUUCCGCUUUGCGGGACUCUCGAGUUGAUGUUCCACUUAGGCUCAGCGGAGAGCGGCCAUGGAACGUGAGAUAUCGUACAGACGCCAGUUCGACUGUCAUUGAGAAGUCAUUUUGGGAUGAAAAUAGCGUCUUGACUGUGUCUCGGGAAGGGCGUUACGAACUAGUUGGGGUUGCCGAUAGCUCUUGCCCUGGUUCUGUGGAUCAAAUGGCCAGUGCUUUCGAAGUAUCCUGGAUACCUCGUCCUCGAAUCGCUGCCGUGGAUGAUUCUCCUAUCGGCAUAGAUGGUCAAAUAGUGAAACGUGAUAUUUGCCAAGGCGAAGAUGAUAGCCUUGAGCUCCGGAUGACAGGAAAUCCUCCAUUUGACAUUCAGUAUGAGCAACAACGGAAAUCACCUCGUGGUUCACCUUCUGUCAGGCUACAAAGUCUGAAGACAGCUCUUCAUGCUACUUCCAUGGAAAUGGACACCUCCGAAGCCGGCCUCUACACAUACAAAUUCACAGAAGUCGGGGAUAAUUUAUACGACCACGAUCCCAGAAGCCAGCCAGUGAUCGUAACGCAAAGAGUGAACCCCCUUCCCUCUGCUCGUUUCGAUGCCCCUGGCCGCAUCUACGGUUUCUGUAAAGAAGAUACCAGCGGUGAGGAGUUGAUUCCAAUUACAUUAGAGGGAGUUCCGCCCUUCUCGCUCGAAGUCUCCAUCAAACACCACUCAAAGGCGAAACCUGAAAUUGUGACCAUCUCUAAUAUUAAGUCCAAUCGACAUAAUCUUCCUAUACCGCGACGACAUCUUGACUUAGGACAGCACGUUGUCAGCAUUCGCAAGGUGAGAGACGCGCGGGGGUGCCAACACAAAGCCGAAUACGAUGAGUCGUCAGUGAGAGUCGCGGUCUCCGACGUACCUACAAUAGUUCCUCUGGGGUCCAAAACGGACUAUUGUGUUGGCGAACGGCUCUCUUUCUUGUUGUCAGGACAUGCCCCAUUUGACGUAUUCUACACAUUCGACGGGGCAUCUAGAAAAGCUACUUCGCGUACCACAAACUUCCGCCGUAUUGCCGAGAGACCAGGUGUUUUCACCAUUUCUGGUGUAAGUGAUGGUGCAAGCGGAAAAUGCAAGGCACACAAGAAUAUAACAAAGACAAUACACGAAAUGCCAAGCGUGAGAAUCAGCAAAGGCCAGGUCUCCGUCGUUGACAUACAUGAAGGAGGCGAGGCAGAACUCCAGUUUGAAUUCUGGGGCACACCACCGUUUGAGUUCACGUACAUUCGGAGCUCAAAUGCUCGAAAAGGGAGGAAGCCUGGCAUACUUGACAUCAAACAUGAUAUCUCUUACGAGCACACCAAAACCAUCAAAACUUCGGACGAAGGCACCUACGAAGUUGUGGCGAUCAAAGAUAAAUUCUGUUCGUUCUCUUCUCAGACACCCAUCGAAAAGUCCGAGAAGGCAAUGGCAGGCACGUGAGAGGAGAAGACUAAUUCAUGUAUGAGCGAACAUCAUCUUAGCAUUUUUACGUGUUUUAUUUUUCUUUUUUCUUUUUUUUUUUUGCAUUUGUGUUUGAUUAAUUCAAUGAUUCUCUUUCUAACAAGAUCUUGGGGUUGGCCUUCAUAGUCGCAUUGCAACGGCGCUCCUAGGACUUGAUCGGGUACUUGAGAAAUAAAUGAGAAGACGUUUUUUUGCUGUUGACA
This is a messenger RNA of Aspergillus heteromorphus CBS 117.55, 4110 nucleotides long. RefSeq names its product putative nuclear envelope pore membrane protein. Gene Ontology annotation, biological process: protein import into nucleus; nuclear pore organization. Gene Ontology annotation, molecular function: structural constituent of nuclear pore. NCBI's taxonomy places the organism in Eukaryota, Fungi, Ascomycota, Eurotiomycetes, Eurotiales, Aspergillaceae. The record is from RefSeq and is a predicted model, not a curated record. Gene Ontology annotation, cellular component: nuclear pore transmembrane ring. Bases 116 to 3886 code for a protein of 1256 amino acids. The transcript is spliced from 4 exons.